Messenger RNA from Auxenochlorella protothecoides, 348 nucleotides. RefSeq lists its product as hypothetical. The coding region runs from base 1 to 348 and encodes 115 amino acids. The record is from RefSeq and is a predicted model, not a curated record. The transcript has a single exon. Lineage: Eukaryota; Viridiplantae; Chlorophyta; Trebouxiophyceae; Chlorellales; Chlorellaceae.
AUGGGGCGAGCGGUCCGGGGCUGCGCCGGGCCAGGACCUUGCCAUGGCAGGUACAACGCCCCGCUCUUGCGGCGUGGCCCCACCGGCCUUGGGUGCCGGGCACACACCCGCGUGGAGGGCAUAGUCCCCGGGCCACGUGCCAUGUUCACUGGCCGUACCACCCAGGCCACCCCCUUUCCCCACCCACCCAGAUCAGCGGUGCACCUCAGCCCUGCCACGCAGAGCCCCAUUCUUGAGCGUGGCAGGGCGCGAGCCACAGCACUGCCCUCCCGCCCGGCCCCACCCCACUCACGAGCCGAGCGACCUCAGGGACCGCGGCCCGCCAGUGGGCAAACGCGCCGGCGAUGA